Saccostrea echinata is the source of this 4446-nucleotide messenger RNA. RefSeq lists its product as uncharacterized. Gene Ontology annotation, biological process: response to oxidative stress. The transcript has 25 exons. The record is from RefSeq and is a predicted model, not a curated record. Gene Ontology annotation, molecular function: heme binding; peroxidase activity. Lineage: Eukaryota; Metazoa; Mollusca; Bivalvia; Ostreida; Ostreidae. The coding region runs from base 72 to 4439 and encodes 1455 amino acids.
GGACCAUACUGUUUUUAAAUCAUCUGAAACAACUCUACCCAAAUAAGAAAGAGAUUUUUUGGGCUUCCAGGAUGGCGGUUUGGGGCUGGUCGUUUCUUGUUCUGUUGAUGCUGAAUAAUUUCCAUCAAAGGGCAACAGAAGAAACGGUACGCGAGAAACGCCAAAUUUCGUACCCCAUGAUUUACAAAACCGUGCAAGAUGCAAUAGAGGAGGCCAACAGUGAAUUGACGUUACAAAAACAGAUUGACAAAUAUAUGAUGGAUAUCGGUAUCGAUCAUCAUGAAAGAGAUGGAGGGGUGAGCUUUAUCACUCACCUUGGCCGUUUCUUGUACACUAAAAACGCCGAGAAGGUCAACACCUUGUCUGACAAGGCCUGGGUAACCGUGGCAGCCACAAAGAAACUUCUUAGACGAACUGGUAUGACACUCGAACAACUCAAGAAUCAUCCUGGAUUUGUGGACGCAUGGAGGAGGCAAGUCUCUCAAUCAUGUCCGUUUGUAGAGCCGAAGUGUGACCCCACGGUAAUAUACCGAACUGCCGACGGCUCCUGUAAUAAUCUUAACGACUCGUCCGUUGGCGCUGCUUAUACCAGGCAGAGGAGAAUGAUGGACAACGCUUACGAAGACGGAAUCAAUCAACCAAGACAGACCAGCGUUACCGGAUGUUCUCUACCAAGUCCGCGCAUGAUCAGUAAUGUCAUCCAUAAAUCUGGUCACUGUUCCCUUCCUAGCAGACGCUUUACUGUUUUAGCUAUGCAAUUUGGACAAUUCAUUGAACAUGACGUCAUUUCAACUCCUUUACAACGAGGUUUUAAUAGCUCUGAUAUUAUGUGUUGUGGAAUUCCAGACGACAUUUUACAGAAAAGAUCACAGUGUUAUCCUAUAAAUAUCCCCUCCGGAGAUCCUCGAUUUAAAGACCAUUGUAUGUCAUUUGUACGAGCAACUCCAGGACUGGACAAAAACUGUGAUGCGGGGGUCAGGUCACCUAUGAAUCAAGCCACAUCUUACUUGGACGGAUCCCAGAUUUAUGGGGUGGAUGCUGACGAGCAACUUAAACUUAGAGCUGGAGUCGGGGGUUUGAUGAAGAUGACGCCACUAGGUCUUCCUCCACCGACAGAAGAAGCAAUUUGUAUUCAGGAAGAACCGGGAGAUUACUGCUUUGGCACAGGCGACUUUAGGGUAAAUCACGUGCCCGGUUUAACUGUUCUGCAUACAAUAUUCUUAAGACAACAUAACAGAAUAGCAACUGGAUUGGCUCUCCUGAAUCUACACUGGGAUGACGAAAGAAUUUUUCAAGAGACACGUAAAAUAAUUAUUGGAUGUCUACAACAUCUUGUUUAUAACCAUCUCCUGCCAACAAUUCUACGGAAAGAAGACAUGGAUAGGUAUGGCCUUUGGUCCACCGACUACGGUUACAAUCAUAUGUACGAUCCUUCAGAGGAUGUUUCUAUUAUGAUGGGAUUUUCUGCCGCAGCCAUGCGAUUCCCUCACACAAGAAUUCCAAAUGUUCAGUCAAUGGUAAACAAAGAUUACACUAUUAGACAUGAUGCUCCUAUAUUUGAAACCUUUGAUAAACCAAAGUUUGUCUUACAAAACCUUGGAAAGGCUCUUGCUGAUUUUGGAAGAUGGCUGAUAUCUUUUCCUGUCAUGGAAGAUGAUCGCUUUGUAGAAGACGGAGUUCGUGACUUUCUGUUCUUGGACAAUAAAGGAGAAAGUUUUGACCUUGUUGCACUCAACAUUCAGCGUGCGCGGGAGCAGGGUAUUCCCCCAUAUAAUCACUGGAGACAACUUUGUGGACUGAAGCCAGCUAUGUACUUCUCCAACGCUCCAGGAGGGCUUGUGGAUCAUGAACCGGAAGUCGUCAAACUUUUAUCCCAAGUUUAUAAGCACCCAGAUGAUAUUGACCUGUUUAGCGGAGGAAUAUCUGAAAAAAUCCCAGCGGGCGCUGCCACCGGACCUACUUUUGCCUGUAUCAUUGCAACACAAUUUAAAAAUAUCAAAGUUGGUGACAGAUUUUGGUAUGAAAACUACAAUCCUUACACCGGCUUUACUCUAAGUCAAUUAAGCGAAAUUAAGAAGACGUCGUUAGCUAAACUCUUAUGUGAGAACCUUGACAUUCAAUACAUUCAGAGAGACCCACUUUCAUUUGUAUCAGAGAGAAAUCCGAGGGUUCCGUGCAAGUCACUUCCGGGAAUUGAUCUUCAGUACUGGCAGGAAGAAAUGAAAGGACAGAAGGUCAUGGAGGCCUAUUUUCCAGUAAUGGUUGCCUUAUUGGUGACAUUAGGGGCUGUCUCAGAAGUAGAGGGCAUACAUGCUUAUGAUACUCUCCUCUCUACUUCUGAUAUGAUAAAGAAAUGUAUAGACAAAGCUGUGAGAGAUGUCAAAAAACAGAAAGCACUUGAGAAAAAAUUUUACCUACAAGGCAACGAUUGUUUUCCUGAGAAUGGGGCUUUCAGUUGGCAUCAUUCCAAAUUUAUGGGAAUCGAGGAUCCAGACAAAAUACAACUGCUGAACAAAAAAGCCUCUAUUGUCCUGAGAGCCAUCAAAUAUUUUGAACAAAUGUCUGGAAUCUCGCUCAAGGAGCUAAAAGGAGACAACGGACUCAAAAAGAUUUGGCGAAAAGCUAUAUCCCCACAUUGUAAUUGUCCAAAACCAAAGUGUAAUCGCCGUGCUCACUAUCGGACAGCGGAUGGCACUUGCAAUAACGUGAAAAAUCCCAAAUGGGGAUCCUCCUUUAUCCCUCAGUUAAGAUACCUCCCACCUGCCUAUCAUGACGGUAUUAACAGGCCUCGUCUAAAAAGUGUCACAGGGGACUUGUUACCGAGUGCACGCCAUAUAAGUAACGCCAUUCACAGCGCGGAAAAAUGCCAGUCAUCUGACCGAUUUCUUACCAUGAUGUUCAUGUCAUGGGGACAGUUUUUGGAUCAUGACUUUAUCGGAACACCCAUGACUAAAGGAUUCAAUGAUUCCACUAUUUUGUGUUGCAAGUUAAGUCCAACUACAUUAGUCCAGAGGGAGUCUUGUUUUCCAAUAAAAAUCCCCAGUGAUGACCCAUAUUUUAAAUACCAGUGCAUGGAGUUUGUUCGGUCAUCAGCGGCUCCAAUUGAUAACUGCGUGCCAGAGUGGCGAAACCAGAUUAAUCAGCACACAUCCUUUAUAGAUGGUUCUAUGGUGUAUGGCGCUACGGCCAAGGACGCCAGAUCUAUGCGUGCUGGUUAUGACGGUCUUCUAAAGGUUACAGAAGAUGAAAUGUUACCAGAGGCAAAGAAGAGUGAUUGCAUAAUACAGAAAAGGUCUGAUUACUGCUUCCAGGCAGGAGAUAAGAGAAGUAUGGUUGUGCCAUCUUUGACAUACCUACAUUUAUUAUUCGUCCGUGAACAUAACCGAAUAACAAGUGAACUCUCAGCAAUAAAUCCACAUUGGAGCGAUGAAACUUUGUAUCAACAGACAAGAAAGAUAGUAAUCGCCAUGAUACAACAUAUCACGUAUAAAGAAUAUUUAACCUUUCUACUUCCCAAAGACAUUCGUUCCAAAUACGGUCUUACACCAAAUAUAGAGGGCCACAGUACAGUAUAUAACCCCAAAGUUAAUCCAUCGAUUUCAAAUGUAUUUGGAGUAGCAGCCUUCCGAUUUGGACACUCACAAAUCCCAAACCAUCAGGUACUAUUUUCAGCAACACACACACCCAUUCAAGUUAAACCUAUUGAGAAAACUUUCAAUCGACCUUCCAUGACAUUAAGCCAUAAUAGACAUGGGAGAGGAUAUGACGGAAUUGGACGAUGGUUGGUCAGUGAUUUAAUGUCUGCAGACGACAAGUGUUUAGAAGAUGGUGUAAGAAACAAGUUGUUUUUAGAUAAAGAAUAUAAAAGUUUUGACUUGGCAGCAUUGAAUAUUCAAAGAGGACGGGACCACGGCAUUCCUGGUUAUAAUGACUGGAGAAAAUUUUGUGGUUUGAAACCUGUCGUUCAUUUUGGACCUGGUCCAGGUGGUAUGGUUGACCAUGAUCAGGGAGACGCUGCAAUAUUUCACUCGCUGUACAGACAUCCAGAUGACAUGGAUUUAUAUCCUGCAGCUUUGUCAGAGCGCCAUUUAACGGGAGGACUUCUCGGGCCAACGUUUUCCUGUAUAGUAGCAAAACAGUUUAAUCACUUAAAAACCGGUGAUAGGUUCUGGUAUGAAAACGAAUUCUUAUCAAUAGGAUUCAACAGAGCCCAAUUGAAUGAAAUAAAGAAGAUAAAACUCUCACGAGUUGUAUGCGAUAAUACAAAAAUUAAAGAAAUCCAGAAAUUCGUUUUUUCACCACCCAGCCCACGCAAUGACGUUUACCCAUGUUUGGAUCAACGAUAUUCAUUAAACUUGGAACUCUGGCGGGAAAUACCGAAAGAACCACGAGGUUACAGUGCUCGACGAAGUUUUCAUCAUUUCAUUAAUUUAUCCUAGCAAUGUA